Radiomyces spectabilis is the source of this 1093-nucleotide messenger RNA. RefSeq lists its product as uncharacterized. Lineage: Eukaryota; Fungi; Mucoromycota; Mucoromycetes; Mucorales; Radiomycetaceae. The record is from RefSeq and is a predicted model, not a curated record. Gene Ontology annotation, biological process: negative regulation of transcription by RNA polymerase II; rRNA processing. Gene Ontology annotation, cellular component: nucleolus. Gene Ontology annotation, molecular function: DNA binding. The coding region runs from base 37 to 597 and encodes 186 amino acids. The transcript is spliced from 3 exons.
GCUCAUCAACACAGUAGAUCUAUACUUGUAUUCAGUAUGGUUAGCGACGUUAUCAAGAAGCCGAAAUUGAAGUUUCAUCAACAACGUUGUCAUGCUACUUUUACUUGCAUUGACUGUUCAACAACUUUCCAAGGAAACAGCUGGCAACAACACAACUCAUGCAUCACCGAAGCCGAAAAAUAUCAAGGUGCCCUGUACAAAAAGAAGGGUGCCGCGGGCAAAGCUGCAGCCAAACAACCCUCAAAGCCUGCAGCACAAGCUCCAGCACCAGCAAAAGCACCCGUAUCGCUUAUAGCGGAAUUGAAGCAAAUGGAAGCUAAAAAGACGGACGAAUCCGAUAAGAAACGAACAUCUGACACUGCCGAUGAAAAACCAAAGAAAAAGUCCAAGAAGGAAAAGAAAUCGAGUGCAGAACAAAGACCGUUGACGGAAUGGAGUGACACGGAGAUGGAGAACGAUUUAGACAAAAGUUUGGCAUUGGCACUGCAAAAGGUGCUCAAAGAUGGGGUAUGUGCUUAUCUAUUUGCUUGGAUUGCCCAUGGCAACAAUAACACACAAUUAACGUUUAAAUAUGAUGGACGCUUUUUCCUUUUUUAGAAAUCGCAUACUCUUUCGAAGCUUCGACGAAGCAUAUACAAGAUGCAUGAAAAACAUCCAAAGAUGACAGCAACAAAGGACACGAAACAGGUGCUUAAAAAGCGUUUCGAUGAGGCUUUCCAAUUGCGUUUGGAGAAUGGUGUCAUUGUCUUGUCGUCAGCGACCACCGAUAAAUCUUGAAAAACGGUCCGAGCUCCAUUGUAUGUUUUUCCAGGCGGCUUGAAACAAAUAUGAGACAUCUGCUAUUGAGACAAGAGGGAAGAAACAUUGCUCCAAUUUUCAUAAGCUUUAGACCUCACGGUAUUCAUAGGAUGUCUGUAAAUGAUACUACCAUAAUUCACAUUUUGAUAAACCAUUCCUUUCAUGAUCCUGACCAUGCGGUGAUAUUUCAAAGGACAUGCAAGUAUUGGGGUGCUAAAGACAGUGUUCAGAUGAUAAAAAAAGGUGAUGACAAGUUGAUUGUAACUCUCCGUACAAACAAACGAAAGAGUAUCAG